Nothobranchius furzeri (turquoise killifish) is the source of this 4350-nucleotide messenger RNA. It is a transcript of the gene trpv4, whose product is annotated as transient receptor potential cation channel, subfamily V, member 4. Gene Ontology annotation, molecular function: calcium channel activity; protein binding. Lineage: Eukaryota; Metazoa; Chordata; Actinopteri; Cyprinodontiformes; Nothobranchiidae. Gene Ontology annotation, cellular component: plasma membrane; cilium. Gene Ontology annotation, biological process: calcium ion import across plasma membrane; osmosensory signaling pathway; actin filament organization. The record is from RefSeq and is a predicted model, not a curated record.
ACUCUUUUCAGACAAGGUGGUGUCCGCUCCCUCCGCUCCAGAAUCACUGAAAGCUUCAGUUGUUGUUAUGGAGCUCAGCUCAGGAGUCAGGGGAAACGUUUAGUCCGAGUUUCAGUUCUCUCGCUGGCUGGAGUGAGUCUGAAGCGGCUGGGAAAGAGUCAGGUCAAAAGAGUUUGAUGUGUUUCAAACUAGAGCGAGGCAGAGUUUUACAGGUGAAUUAAGAAGACCUGACGGCGUCGGCGGCAUCGUUGACGUGGGGGGUUUUGGGUCAACGGAGGUGUGGAGAUGGCAGAAACCGAAGAUGAGGAGGAAGAACAACCUACCAGGGAUGAAGAUGCAGCGUUGUUGGGACCAGGUGAAGGUGUGGAGGUUAGGACCCUCAGAGACGCUGAGAGGGCGCUUAAUACAACUUCGAUCCUUUUCUGGUUUCCCUCCCCUGCUUCAGAAUGUCUUCAUGCUUCAGCGUCAUUUCCGUUUCCCCCUGAAGUGGAAUUGAGGGCAUCACUGCGAUAAAAGAGAUGAAUGAGGGCCGCUCUGCUCUCCUCAGAAGGUGUCACCUCAUCCUGUCCAAGUCAGACUCUCCUGACUCUGCCAAAGCCGGGCUGUCUGUGGACUCUGGAGAUGGAGCAAACGCUCAGGCGGAGAACGAUGCUUCCUUCCCGCUCUCUGAGAUCUCAAACCUGUUUGAAAACGAGGAUGCCUCUCAGCCAGGACAUGACACGAGUCAGGAGUCGGCACUGGAGCCGCCUCAGACUGACCAGCCCUCAGACAACAGGCACAACCUGCGGAUGAAAUUCCAGGGUGCUUUCAAAAAGGGCAUUUCCACCCCUAUGGAUCUGCUGGAAACCACCAUAUAUGAGUCAAGUGUGGUCCCAGGCCCCAAAAAAGCACCCAUGGACUCUCUGUUUGAUUAUGGAACGUACGGAAAUGCAAGCAACCAGAAGAAACGCAGGAAAAAGCUCCCAAGAGGGAAAACGGAGGGUUCAGGUGAUGAUGGUCAAAGCGUUGACCCCCCAAAAGUAAUGAAAAUCUUCAAUCGCUCUCUGCUGUUUGAGUGUGUGUCACGUGGGGAACCAGAGGCCCUCGAGGGCCUGCAGGAGUACCUGCAGGAUCAGCAGAAGAGGUUAACAGAUGAGGAGUUUAGAGAGCCCUCCACGGGGAAAACAUGUCUGCCUAAAGCCCUGCUGAACCUGUAUGGGGGUCAAAACAACACCAUCCCACUGCUGGUGGACAUUGCAGAGAGGACCGGAAACCUCAGGGAGUUUAUUAAUACUCCAUUUAGGGAUCUCUAUUACAGAGGCCAGACGGCACUCCACAUUGCCAUUGAGCGACGCUGUAAACAGUACGUGGAACUGCUGGUGGAGAAGGGAGCUGAUGUUCACGCCCAGGCAAGGGGUCGCUUCUUCCAGCCCAGAGACGAGGGGGGGUACUUCUACUUUGGUGAGCUGCCCCUCUCCCUCGCCGCAUGUACUAACCAGCCCAACAUAGUGCACUACCUGACAGAGAACCCGCACAAGAAGGCCGACCUGCGACGCCAGGACUCACGAGGAAACACAGUGCUGCACGCACUAGUUCACAUUGCAGACAACACCAAGGACAACACCCGUUUCCUCACAAAGAUGUACGACAUGCUGCUCGUUAAGUGCACCAAGCUCUACCCAGACUGCAGCCUGGAGAAGAUCCUCAACAACGACGGCAUGUCACCUCUCAUGAUGGCCGCCAAACUUGGCAAAACAGGGGUUUUCCAGCACAUUAUCCAACGAGAGAUUAAGGAUGAGGAAGUUCGUCACCUGUCGCGUAAGUUUAAGGACUGGGCGUAUGGUCCGGUGUACUCCUCGCUUUAUGACCUGUCUUACGUGGACACAUGUGGGGAGGAGCCGUCUGUGCUGGAAAUCCUCGUUUACAACAGCCGCAAUGAGAACCGCCAUGAGAUGCUGGCUGUGGAGCCUUUCAACGAGCUGCUGAGGGCCAAAUGGCAGAAGUUUGCUGCCGCCACCUUUUACAUCAGUGUGAUAUCCUACCUCAUCUCCAUGAUCAUCUUCACCUUAGUGGCUUAUUUCCACCCAACAGAAGGAACGGUGUGUCCUCCAUACCCCUACACCACCUCCUCUGACUACCUGCGGAUGGCUGGUGAGAUUGUAAUCCUGGCAUCAGGAGUCUUCUUCUUCCUCACUAAUAUUAAGGAAGUCUUCCUGAAGAAGUGGCCUGAGGUGAAGUCUUUGUUUAUGGAUGGAUCUUUUCAGCUGCUGUAUUUCCUCUACUCUGUCCUGAUUAUCAUCACAGCUGCUCUUUACCUGUCUGGCGUUAAGGAUUACAUCGCCGUCAUGGUCUUUGCUCUUGUCCUGGGUUGGAUGAACACACUUUACUUCACCAGAGGCCUGAAGCUCACUGGAACAUACAGCAUCAUGAUACAGAAGAUUCUUUUUAAAGACCUUUUCAGGUUUCUGUUGGUCUAUUUUCUCUUCAUGAUUGGGUACGCUUCAGCCUUGGUGUCUCUCCUACCCGUUUGCCCUACGUUGUGUAACGAUAGCUGUCUCACCUACCCAAAGUGCAGGGACCCAGACACUUUCAGUACUUUCCUACUGGACCUGUUCAAGCUGACCAUUGGGAUAGGUGAGCUGGAUGUGCUCUAUAGUGCACGAUACCCAGCGGCCUUCCUCAUCCUCUUAGUCACCUACAUUAUCCUCACCUUUGUGCUGCUACUCAACAUGUUGAUUGCCUUGAUGGGGCAGACUGUGGGACAGGUGUCCAAGGAGAGCAAGAAGAUCUGGAAGCUUCAGUGGGCCAAGACCAUUUUGGAUAUAGAGCGUUCUUUUCCAGUCUGUAUUAGAAAGUCUUUUCGAGCUGGAGAGAUGGUCACUGUGGGAAAGAACUGGGAUGGCACUCCAGAUCGACGUUGGUGUUUCAGGGUGGAUGAGGUUAACUGGUGUCACUGGAACCAGAACCUGGCAAUAAUCAACGAGGAUCCAGGUAAAAGUGAGACCAGCCAAACCACUGGGUCACAUCCAGGUGGCAGAUCCUUGAGGAGAGAUCGCUGGACUACGGUGGUCCCGCGAGUGGUGGAGUUAAGUAAAAGUCCUCGAGCGAGCGAGUUGGUGGUAGAGAUGGAGCCGCUGUCAUUCAGACACUGACAGCUUCAGUCAUAAUAUAGGGUGUAGACGAAAAGAAGACAUUACAAAUAUCGCUGAUGCUAUUAGUUUGUAGGUAGAUGAAAUAAAUGCAACACUUUACUAGAGAUGGAAUAAAAUGUUAUGAGAUAGGACUACUGGAGGUAGGCACCUGCUCCCGGCGACCCUGCUUGGACAAGCAGGUAUAGGCGAUAGAUGGAUGGAUGGAUAUCUACUCUAAAUACAGAUGAAAACACUAAAAACUUGAUUUAGAAUUCAAACUGAAUUUAGUGUUUUAAGAACCCACAGAAAACCCAUUUCCAGACGGUUCUGUGCCUUUGCAUCAGUGGGCGACCGACCACUCAGGGACUUUAACAUCCACGGCUCUUGUUGGGUUUUCUAACAUGUUUUUUAUGGUAUAAUCGUAUUAGCUCUGCAAUCACACACACACACACACACACACACACAUAUAUAAACACGUUAGUAGAUAUAUUUUAAUACAUUUUUAGAUUUAGAAAUUAAAAAUCAACUUUGCUUGCCUUACAUUUCAUUCAAGUUUGUCGUAAAGAUGAACUUUUUUAUGAUGUUUGCUUUUAAGGUGGAGUGAUCCAGAUUGUAGAAAUUAUUUAUAUAUUACACAAGUAUAUAUUUUCUCUGUUCUGUAUUAAUUAAAUACUCUACUUUGAAAGGCACGGGCUGGAGCUACCAGCUCAGGCAGAACAGCUGUCAUUUGAGCAGCAACAAUGCUCUAUGCCAGUUUGUGAUGUGUGCAUUAUUAUAUGAACACAAAGACAGUAUUCUGCACAAGAUGGGCAUGAUGAGCAGGUUAGAGUUGUCAAACAAAUAUGCAAAUGUGGGACAAUAGUCCUUCGUGUUAGGGAUUGUCUUUGAAUUUGCAGAGUUAUUGUUCCUUUGCAGCUGGGGUGUUUGCAUAAUCAGCUCUUGCCAUUAUGCACUCCCCCCUUUGCUGCAGCGUUUUCAUCACAGUUGGCUCUUUGCCCCACAAAGCUUUAAUUUUUGUUUAUUUUUUGUGCGUAGCAAAGUAGCAUAUGUGUGUGUUAUUGUGCUGCAGGUCAUUUUCUUAAAUUCUCUUUAGUUUGAAGGUCACAGGUCAUUGUGCUCUGUUUACAUUUCCAUGCAUUGUUUUAUUUUGCAUUUUUACAUUCUGUCUUUUUUUUCAUUUUUGUUUAUAAUUUUUGUACAUAGCAUCACAGAGAAGUAAACACUGGUCAUGUUUAAUAUC